This is a messenger RNA of Rana temporaria (common frog), 2192 nucleotides long. It is a transcript of the gene PCYT1B, whose product is annotated as phosphate cytidylyltransferase 1B, choline. The coding region runs from base 236 to 1354 and encodes 372 amino acids. The transcript has 8 exons. Gene Ontology annotation, biological process: CDP-choline pathway. The record is from RefSeq and is a predicted model, not a curated record. Gene Ontology annotation, molecular function: phosphatidylcholine binding; choline-phosphate cytidylyltransferase activity. Lineage: Eukaryota; Metazoa; Chordata; Amphibia; Anura; Ranidae.
GCACCAUGCAAAUGAGGCCAGUGCAUUCUGUGCCGUGUGCUUUACUGCUGCCUGGUUGUUAUAGUGAUAAACCGAGGCCUUGUGCAUCACGGCUUCUACUUAUAAGAUUUAAAAACAAACCCCUUCUGUCUCUUAGGGGAAAAAGGCCAUGAAGCUGGGAAAAAUCUCCACAGCCUAGAAUCCCCAAGAGGAGUUCUCCAUCGCUCCGAAGAGCUACGGCGAGCCUCAUCUGGCCAUGCCAGUUCUCAGCCUUGAUGCUGAGUCAGAAACAGGUAUCCCAUAUUCCCGUUGUGGUGAUCUUCCCUUAGGAAGCAUGGAAGAACUGGAGCAUACUUGUCCUCAGCCUCGCCUGACAAUUGCUGCACCUGCUCCAUUCUCUGUAGAAACAAGCUGCCAAUGUAAAGCUCCCCAUGAGAAGCUAACCAUUGCUCAGGCCCACAUAGGAACACCAGUUGACCGACCUGUCAGGGUAUAUGCAGAUGGAAUAUUUGAUCUUUUUCACUCAGGUCAUGCAAGAGCCCUUAUGCAAGCGAAAAACCUGUUCCCAAACAGUUACCUGCUAGUGGGAGUUUGCAGUGAUGAGCUAACCCACAAGUACAAAGGUUUCACGGUAAUGACUGAGAGUGAGCGCUACGAGGCUUUGCGUCACUGUCGCUAUGUGGAUGAAGUAAUCACUGAUGCCCCAUGGACUCUUACACCAGAAUUCUUAGAGAAACAUAAGAUUGAUUUUGUGGCUCAUGAUGACAUCCCAUAUUCAUCAGCUGGCUCUGAUGAUGUAUACAAGCACAUAAAGGAGGCAGGCAUGUUUGUACCAACACAGAGGACAGAAGGUAUUUCAACGUCGGACAUAAUCACUAGGAUCGUCCGUGAUUAUGAUGUUUAUGCCAGACGCAACCUCCAGAGAGGAUAUACUGCAAAAGAGCUAAAUGUUAGUUACAUAAAUGAAAAAAAAUACAGGUUCCAAAACCAAGUGGAUAAAAUGAAAGAAAAGGUGAAAACUGUGGAAGAAAGAUCAAAAGAAUUUGUCUACAAGGUGGAAGAAAGGAGCCAUGAUCUAAUCCAAAAGUGGGAAGAAAAAUCUAGAGAGUUUAUCGGGAAUUUUUUGGAGUUAUUUGGUCCUGACGGUGCCUGGAAGCAGAUGUUUCAGGAGCGCGGUGGGCGGAUGCUUCAAACACUCUCUCCCAGUGAAAGUCCUACCAGUAGCCCCACUCGAGAACGUUCACCCUCUCGUUCCCCAUCACCACCUUUACCAUGGAUGCUGAAUAAACCCUCUCCUCCUUUAUCCCCCAAAGGUGCUGCAUCCGCCUCUAUCUCCAUCAGCAGCAUGAGUGAGGGAGAUGAAGAUGAGAAGUAACUUGUACCAGAAGUUUUAAUUCUGAAAAAAUAAAUAACUUUUUGACAAAGAGAACAGCUCUGAUUUGUUUAGCUAGCCUCUCACAAAUAAAAUAUUAAGAUAUGAAGAGUUGGACUUUGGAAGCAUUUGGGGAUAUGAAACAUCAAACAAUUCUCAGGCACCUAGGUAAAGAAAAAUUGAAGGAAAUGUUAGGAAAGGUCUCGGACCUGGGUAUGUAUGGUGAGAUAUCACUUUUACAAGCAUGAGACAAAGUGUAUUAGCAAGCCAAAGAUGUUUCCAAAUGAACCUGCUGAAUUGAAGAACAAACGGCAAACUCUGAAAGUGAAAUAUAUAGAAGGCAUAUAUUAUAAAGUGUAUUAUGGGCAUGCAGUUCCUGGUAUACUUGAACUUUGUGUAUUGGCGCAAACCAUGCACAGCAAACCUAGAAUAGAAUUAGAGAAAAUUGCAUUUAUGUAUACAAGCACUACUGGGUACUGCUCUUAAUAUAAUGCAGAAAUAGCUUCUUCCUUUUGUGUUUAGGACCCAGAUGUUCAUAGAUUGUUAUUCAUUUUAAUAACUUCUUAUAAAAUUGCACUGAUUGUAUAAAUCCCUUUUACAUGGGUGCUAGGGGCUUAAUACAGAUCUAACUUAGUAUCUGUUGAUGUAGAUAGAUGUCACGCCACUUACUUUUUGCAAUACAUGACUUAAAUUACCUUAGAUUUUUCUUAUUACCUAGCUGUCAUGAUUUGAUGGUGUAAUUGUGUAUGCGUCUAUGAAUCUAUGUUCAUUAGGAGAAUAUUCAUUCAAAUUCAUGGACCAUGUGACAAAUGGCAAAUAAAGUGGUUAUCCCGGAAUAUCA